Messenger RNA from Clonostachys byssicola, 696 nucleotides. The record is from the annotation of a GenBank genome assembly. NCBI's taxonomy places the organism in Eukaryota, Fungi, Ascomycota, Sordariomycetes, Hypocreales, Bionectriaceae.
AUGGAUGAGUGUGUCGGGGGAGGGGCAAGGCCAGAGGAGGGACCGCGGUUUGGUGUUGGGCCACGGGCGCGCUGGGCGGAGUUGGCGGCUGGGAAUUGUGCGAGACGUGGCGGGUUUGCCGGACGAGGAGGUGGUGGCAUCAGCGAUGGAGCUGAGCCCUGCGACGGCGCAGAAGAGGAUGCUGGCACGGAAUCAGAGUACUCAUCGUCGCCUAUAGAGAAGCUGGGCACGGGCUGUGAAGGUAUCGCUGGCGAUGCCUUGGGCGUCGUUUGCUCCUCGCCAUGUUGGUCAGCAUUGAAGGGACUCUGGGAACUGGACGCUGGCGAGGCUAUCGACGCUAAUGGCGGCAUGGAGCCUUUGCCAAUAACCUCCCGAGUAGCUGACGGGGUGUCCUCCGAGGAGAUGGCUCCGGUAUGUUCCCCCCGAUCGAGCCUCGCGGCGUCCCGAUGGAGGGUCAGCCCCGAUGCUGCCUCUGAGGAAGGCUCUCCAUUGCAAGAGCCAUGGGGGCAACCAACCCGGUGGUCGGAAAAAUACCCAAACAACAGAGGCGACGAUAAGCGAGAUCCCCACGGCUACCAUCGUCUGCGGACGUCAUACGAUGGUGGGAUGGUUUGCGGGAUCGAGAGGGGCGUUGAAGAUUUCACACCCAUGUUCUGUUCUCUCGGAAUGGAGACAUGCAAGGGGGGGGAGGUUUGA